AACAGAGGCGUCCCAUGCACAGAGCAGUAAACAACGAACAGCGCUUAGUGCCACAUCACGGAAUCUUAUCGCUCUCGUUCGACCAAAAACCAAACUGAAAGCCGACCAGCCCGAGACCAGAAACCCGGACCCCCGAGCAAAUACGAAGCUAACUCGGCUGCAGAACAAACAAGUCAUCUAGUAGCGUGCUGCAGCAACAACAACAACAACACAAACAACAACAAGAAGAGCAACAACAACUACAGCAACACAAUUCGAGACAUAUAGUACCAGCGGACCAGGUGAACCAGCUUCAAAGGAGUCACACACACGCGCACACCCACGUGCUAUCUCUUUCUGACGCAUGAUCUUUGGGGCCAUUCAACAACAAAAGCGCAGUUGACUGAGCGAAAAAGCUGCUGCGCAGUUUGGGGAAAAAUAAGAAAGAGAGGACAAGGAGAAAGGAGGAGCAAAUAAAUAGUAAACGUUCAGUUAAAAAUACUAUCUAAAUGGCAGCUAUUGCGGCAUUACCAACGGCGACGCUGCGCCGCAACAAUAACAACAAAGGGAUCAAAUCUCGUCGCAAUGAACGUAACAUCUUAACUUUCUACGAGAAGAUUGCGGUGAUUCGAUACUAUGAGGAAACCAAUAUCUCCAGAAACAGCCUGGCCAAGAUGUUCCACUGCUGUGCCACACAAAUACGACGCAUCCUGGACAAGAAAAAGGACCUGCUCCAACAGUUGGCCAGCUUGAGCGAAGCGGAUGCCUCUAUUAUAAUCGAGGAGAUGACGCGCAAGCGCCGAAAGUUCGAAAUGAGUGCCAUUAGUUUCCUACUUCACGAAUGGGUAGAAAGAUGCAACAAACUCCACUUGAACAUAAGCAUAAAGAACCAAAAACUAAAGGAAACUGCCCUGAGGAUGGCUGCGGUCUUAAACCUGCCUUCCUUCAGACCCUCCUAUCGCUGGCUAAACCGGUUUCGUGGAAAGUACAAGUACGAAGCGGACGAGUUGGGCUACCAAGGCGACAGUCCUUUGAAUCAGGAUCUCCCUGUAGAAGAUAUAAUUGUUGAAUUCAAGCAUGCCCUGCCCAACUUCAUGCAAAAGGAACUGGCUAAUCCAACUGAAGGCGCUAACAAAGAUCUGCUCAAAGCCGACUUUGUUAAUCUCUCUAGUGAGAAUAGUCUGAUGUCCGAUCACCUUGAGGAUAACGAUGAAGUGGAACUGGUCACCUGUGAGCCUACAAUGAUACCUUCACUAGCCAGCACUCCAGAAAAGGAAGCAGAAGUGGUGGAUCUCUCACCACAACCGGAGAGCUUGGAUGACCAGAUGAAUGCAGGCACCACCACUCUGCUGAAUGGAGUGUUCCCCCACCUGGCCAUUAUUCAUCAGUUCGCCUUGAUGAACUCUGACGUUCAGGCUCUGGAACUGAUUUCCCAGCUGGGUGUGCAUAUGCAACAGCAGGCUGUUUCCGGAGCUUAUCACACCCUCUCGCUGGCGAGCGGAGAUGGUCAAACGGAUCCGGUAACUAGCUCUCUUUCGGAUUUGCCAGGCAGCAUCUUAGCGGACAUCGAUGACAUCGAGUUAAUCGAGUAAAAGUCUUUAAAUACUUACAUAAACUAAGCUAGCCUAUACUUCAAUGCCAUAUUAUAGUCCUACAUAAUUUAUGAAACAAGAACAAAGUUUUACUGAAAUUCAUAAAGAAUCUUUCAUUUUCACUUUCUAAAUCAUUAAUAUAAAAUCGGAUUAAAUCAAAAUUGAUUUCUGUUAUGUAUAAAAGUACUUAAUAAAAUCCUAUAAUUCAGCAAAGCUAUUAACUGGCUUUUUAGUUGAAGCACAUUUUAAUGAGAGCAUACUUUUUAAUUAGAAUUUAAGGUUGAUCAUUCUAAUGAUUACCGUUUUUUCGAUCAAAAAAGUUAAAUAUAUAUUCAAAAUGUA
Molecule: messenger RNA, 1913 nt
Organism: Drosophila ficusphila
Lineage: Eukaryota; Metazoa; Arthropoda; Insecta; Diptera; Drosophilidae
Gene: ebd2
Exons: 3
Coding region: 489-1571 (360 amino acids)
Molecular function (GO): DNA binding
Source: RefSeq, a predicted model, not a curated record